GGAACUUAAAGGGCCGGCUCUUUCCGCGGCCGCGGGAUGCCCCUGUGCUGACCGCCGGGGGCCGGUGCCCGCCCGCGUAGACGCACCCGGCCUGACCCCGCGCCACCAUGUAAACGGCGCCAGCAGGCGGACGCUGGCUUCUCCGCCUGGGACCCCUCCGCCCCGACCCGGGCCCCGCGGCCCUCGAUGAGGACACACCAUGCUGACCGGGGUGACCGACGGUAUCUUCUGUUGCCUGCUGGGCACGCCCCCCAACGCCGUGGGGCCAUUGGAGAGCGUCGAGUCCAGCGAUGGCUACACCUUUGUAGAGGUCAAGCCCGGACGCGUGCUGCGAGUGAAGCAUGCAGGACCCGCCCCGGCCGCUGCCGCACCUCCGCCAUUAUCCGCAUCCUCGGAUGCAGCCCAGGGGGACCUUUCUGGCUUGGUCCGCUGUCAGCGCCGGAUCACCGUGUACCGCAAUGGGCGGUUGCUGGUGGAAAACCUGGGCCGAGCCCCUCGAGCCGACCUCCUGCACGGGCAGAAUGGCUCUGGGGAGCCGCCGGCCGCCCUGGAGGUGGAGCUGGCCGAUCCAGCGGGCAGCGAUGGCCGCUCGGCCCCCGGCAGCGGCAGCGGCAGCGGCAGCGGCAGUGGCAGUGGCGGGCGGCGGCGGCGAGCCCGGCGCCCCAAGAGGACCAUCCAUAUUGACUGUGAGAAGCGCAUCACUAGCUGCAAAGGCGCCCAGGCCGACGUGGUGCUGUUUUUCAUCCAUGGUGUCGGCGGUUCCCUGGCCAUCUGGAAGGAGCAACUGGACUUCUUUGUGCGCCUAGGCUAUGAGGUGGUGGCUCCUGACCUGGCGGGCCACGGGGCCAGCUCUGCGCCCCAGGUGGCCGCAGCCUACACCUUCUAUGCGCUGGCUGAGGACAUGCGAGCGAUCUUCAAGCGCUAUGCCAAGAAGCGAAACGUGCUCAUCGGCCAUUCCUACGGUGUCUCUUUCUGCACAUUCCUGGCACAUGAGUACCCAGACCUAGUGCACAAGGUCAUCAUGAUCAAUGGCGGGGGCCCUACGGCGCUGGAGCCCAGCUUCUGCUCAAUCUUCAACAUGCCCACCUGCGUCCUGCACUGUUUGUCACCCUGCCUGGCCUGGAGCUUUCUCAAGGCCGGCUUCGCCCGCCAAGGAGCCAAGGAGAAGCAGCUGUUAAAGGAGGGCAACGCUUUCAACGUGUCAUCCUUCGUGCUCCGGGCCAUGAUGAGCGGCCAGUACUGGCCAGAGGGCGACGAGGUCUACCACGCCGAGCUCACCGUGCCGGUCCUGCUUGUCCACGGCAUGCACGAUAAGUUUGUGCCCGUAGAGGAAGACCAGCGGAUGGCUGAGAUCCUGCUCCUGGCAUUCCUGAAGCUCAUCGACGAGGGCAGCCACAUGGUGAUGCUGGAAUGCCCCGAGACAGUCAACACGCUGCUCCACGAAUUCCUGCUCUGGGAGCCCGAGCCCUCGCCCAAGGCUCUGCCCGAGCCACUGCCGGCGCCUCCAGAAGACAAGAAGUAAACGCCGGGUCGGCGGGGCAUCGCUUGGUGAGCACAGCCGCAGCAGGAGGAGGCCGGAGCCUGCGCCGGGUCUGCAGCGCAGACCACCUGGGCGGGCCGUUCGCUCCGGUGGGCGGGGCCAGGUCAGGGAGACGUCCCCAGGCUGGCUGGGCGGGGCGUGGCAUCUGAGAGAGCCCAGCGGACCCUCCGCUCUCUGCUUCGGUCCCGCGGGGCCCAUCGGCGUUUCGGGGUUGCAGCCGGGACCCUCGCGGAAGAUGACCUUGUACAGAAGCUCUCCCCCACUUUCCCCACGACGCCACGGUCGAGGCAGGCCCCCCACCCCGCUCUCUGUCUUCCGUGUCAGCCGUGCUUGAUCCUGGGACCCACGAUCCCCACGGGGACCCUCGGGGCCCCAUCCCGUUGCCCGAGACCCUCCCUACCCCCCAUUCCUCGGCGCUGGGAGCUAUUUUUGUCCA
Macaca mulatta (Rhesus monkey) is the source of this 1976-nucleotide messenger RNA. It is a transcript of the gene ABHD8, whose product is annotated as abhydrolase domain containing 8. Gene Ontology annotation, biological process: lipid homeostasis; phosphatidic acid biosynthetic process. The record is from RefSeq and is marked provisional. NCBI's taxonomy places the organism in Eukaryota, Metazoa, Chordata, Mammalia, Primates, Cercopithecidae. Gene Ontology annotation, cellular component: mitochondrion. Gene Ontology annotation, molecular function: carboxylic ester hydrolase activity; lysophosphatidic acid acyltransferase activity.